Pantherophis guttatus is the source of this 3547-nucleotide messenger RNA. It is a transcript of the gene STAT4, whose product is annotated as signal transducer and activator of transcription 4. Gene Ontology annotation, molecular function: DNA-binding transcription factor activity; DNA binding. Lineage: Eukaryota; Metazoa; Chordata; Lepidosauria; Squamata; Colubridae. Gene Ontology annotation, biological process: signal transduction; regulation of DNA-templated transcription. The record is from RefSeq and is a predicted model, not a curated record.
GGAAGGGGGGGAGGGGGAAACUCCCCUCUUUUCUCCCGCCUCGCGCGCUCUCCUCCGCCCCCUCCCUCCCGCUUCCUCCCCGGGUGACGUUGCCCGCAGGAAAGUUCCCCGAAUCAACAGCGCGCGCCCACCUUCAAGGAGAGCCGAAGUGUCUGCGGGUGGCGUCGCUUCGCACCUGGGAGCCGCAAAAAAAAGGAGCUAAAGGGGCCGGGAGGACCGAGGACCGGAGGGCUUUCUACCAUCCCUUUGGGAGCGCGCAACCUGGCGCAGUCGGUGCAGCCAAGCGAAUUCCCAGCAUGUCUCAGUGGAAUCAAGUGCAGCAGUUGGAACCCUGCUUUUUAGAGCAAAUAGACCAGAUUUACGAUGACAUCUUUCCCAUGGAAAUUCGACAUCUUUUAGCACAGUGGAUUGAAAGCCAGGACUGGGAGUCUGCAUAUAGCAAUGAGUCUACAGCAGUUAUGCUGUUGCAUAACUUAUUCAUAAAACUGGAUGAGCAUUUAGAGCGUGUUUGUCAGGAGAAGAACCUCCUUUUGAUACAUAACCUAAAGAAAGUCAGGAAAAUUCUUCAGGCAAAAUACCAAAGUAACCCUCUACAUAUAGCACUGAUUAUUUCAAACUGUUUAAGAGAAGAAAGAAGAGUAUUGGCUUCCGCAAGUAUGCCAGUUCAGGGACCUCUAGAAAAGUCACUACAAAACUACUUGGGUUCAGAAAGGCAAAGAAAAAUCGAACUCAAAGGUUCUGAAAUUAAGAACAGUACACAGCUGACAGAACAAGACGUCAAAUAUCUAGAAGAUUUGCAAGAGGAGUUUGACUUCAGAUUUAAAACUAUAUGCAACAUAGAACAGAAUGACAAAAUUAGUCCUGUCAUGAAGCAGGAAAUGUUGAUGUUGCAGGAAAUGCUCAAUACCAUAGACUACAAGAGAAAGGAAGUUCUCAGUAAAAUGGCACAAAUAGUAAGGGAGGUUGAUGCCUUGGUGAAUAACAUAUUAAUAGAAGAGUUAUUGGACUGGAAGAGACGGCAACAAAUCGCUUGCAUUGGAGGCCCUCUACACAGUGGGCUUGAUCAGCUGCAAAACUGUUUCACACUGUUGACUGAGAGUCUUUUUCAAAUAAGAAGGCAGCUGGAGAAGCUGAAUGAACUUUUGAUAAAACUCACCUACGAAGGAGACCCCAUUCCAUUACAAAGACCUCAUUUGUUGGAAAGAAUAAAUGCUUUACUUUACAGUCUUUUCCAAAGUUCAUUUAUAGUGGAGAGACAGCCUUCCAUGCCAACUCAUCCUCAGAGGCCUUUGGUUCUUAAAACGAUGAUACAGUUUACCGUUAAACUUCGGCUACUAAUUAAAUUGCCGGAGCUGAACUACCAGAUUAAAGUGAAAGCUACUAUUGACAAGAAUGCCUCUACUAUAAGCAACCGCAGAUUUGUUCUGUGUGGGACUCAUAUAAAAGCAAUGAACAUGGAUGAGUCUGCAAACGGGAACCUUUCAGUGGAAUUUCGACAUUUGCAGCCAAAAGAAAUGAAAGCAAGUGGUACAAACAAAGGAAACGAGAUUCCUCAAGUGGUAACUGAAGAACUACAUUCAAUCACUUUUGAAACACAGAUCUGCUUAUGUGGGCUGACUAUAGAUUUGGAAACGAGCUGUUUACCAGUGGUGAUGAUUUCUAAUGUCAGCCAAUUGCCUAAUGCUUGGGCUUCCGUCAUCUGGUACAACUUGUCCACAAGUGAACUCCAGAACUUGGCUUUCUUUAAUAAUCCAAUCCCUGUUACUUUGAGUCAACUCUUAGAAGUCCUGAGCUGGCAGUUUUCAUCAUAUGUUGGCCGUGGUCUGAAUUCGGAUCAACUUGGUAUGCUGGCAGAAAAGCUAACAGGGCAACAGAUUACUUCUGGUGAUUAUCAACUUUCGUGGUCAAAAUUCUGUAAGGAACACUUGCCUGGUAAAUCGUUUACAUUUUGGGCAUGGCUUGAAGCAAUCUUGGAUCUGAUUAAAAAACAUGUUCUUCCUCUUUGGAUUGACGGGUGUAUAAUGGGUUUUGUGAACAAAGAAAAGGAGCGAGCUUUGCUGAAAGACAAGAAACCUGGGACGUUUUUGCUGAGGUUUAGUGAAAGCAAUUUAGGAGGGAUUACGUUUACCUGGGUAUCCCAGUCUGAAAAUGGGGAAAUGAAAUUUCACUCUGUUGAACCAUAUAACAAAGGCCGCUUAACUGCCCUGCCAUUUGCAGAUAUAUUACGAGAUUACAAAGUUAUUUUGGCAGAUAACAUUCCUGAAAACCCAUUGCAGUAUCUUUAUCCCAAUAUCCCCAAAGACAAAGCUUUUGGAAAGCACUACAGCUCUCAGCCUAAUGAAGUAUCAAGACCUACAGAAGGAGGAACCAAAGGUUAUGUCCCCUCUGUCUUCAUUCCAGUCUCCAAAAUUCUGAAUAAUUCCACAGAUCCACCUUCUCCAUCAGAUCUUCUUCCCAUGUCACCAAGUGUUUAUGCUGUUUUGAGAGAACACUUGAGCCCUUCUGUAAUGGAAACUGCUUUGAAUUCUCCGUAUGCAGCUGAGUGACUUUCAGAUACUGAAGAUUUUAAAACGCAGAUGAACAAGUUUGUGUGCAUUAAUAUGUGUUUAUAAGAGAAUGUUCUUAAUUUCCCUGUACUGUAAAUAUAUUUUUCUAAGAGAUAUACAGAAUUAUCAUCUUGAUUGUAACUCUUAAUUUGCUUAAACAAAUAUUUGAUUUGGUUCAGAUAAUGGUUUGACAUGGCUAGAAUGAACCUCAUAUACUGUACUAUUCAAACUUUCAUUGAUAUAACUAUGUUGAAUUUGCACAUCAUACAAAGUCUGUUAAUUUAAUCUGAUUUAUCUUGAUAAAUCAGAUUAAUAUUGAUAAUUAGUAUUGAUAAUUAUAUUAACCAAAAUUUACGGUCAAUUUUGUUCCAUGGACCUAUCCACUUGUGGCUUAUUCAGUCAAGAUAUUUUUCAUUUCCAAAAUUUAGAUAUUAGAGAAAUUGAUUUAUUCAAACCUGAAAAUAAAAACAUUACUUCAUGUGUGAAGAAUAGGAAGUGAGAUACCCAAGUUUAUUAAGUGCAAGAUUAAUGCAGUAUUUUCAUAGUUUAAUAGUUUAGGUCAGAUGCUUAAUCCAAUCCACACACAACAAAAUUAUGAUUUUUCAAUAUUUAUUAGUUCAAUUUAUUAGUUCAAUUAGUUCAGUAUAUCCUAAUUUUUGUGAUAUUUCAAUAUGCUUUUAUACCAAAUUGUUUACAAGUGACAAAGUUUCAAGACAGCAUAUUAUGGAAAUUCAACAGCAGUGUGAUUGAAAGUGAAACACAUCAUAUUGUCGAUUUUUAUUUAAAGCCAGGUUACUGAAAUAACAAAAUUCAAUUAAUAGUCAGCUGAAAUCCAGAGCAGCCUCUGGAUUAUCUAGUUUCCUUAGAAAGUGAUGUUCCAAAUCAGGAAAUGAAAUACUUUCCAGUGUUUUAAAUUUGUAUAGCAUGCUACAUGAUUAUGCUAUAUUUUUCCAAUGCUGUUGCACAAAACUCUGAUUUUAUAUAAAUACUUUCUAACUUUA